CAGCUAGCCAGCACUUAGCUUCAUCACAGACAGUUACAUCAGGGGCUUCAACACUUCGCACAAGCAUUUGGACAAAGAGCCGGGAUGUAGAACUACCUCCUGUGUGGACACAGUGUCCUCCUGGUCCGGGACUCAGCCAGGAGUCUUCCUGUCCGGACCACACAGCGCAGCUGGGCAGGUUUGAUGAUAAACGAAGCCAUAGUUCAAGCUACCUGCUAACAGCUAAGGGUGAACGAUCAUGGGGGGUGACUUUUGUCCCUCCGUGAAGCCCGUAGCCUGUGGGCGUUUCAUUUUUGGUCGCACGGUUGGUCAACUCACCGGGUGGUGGGAGGGUACUGGACGCUGAUUGGCUAGAAGUAUACAGGUUCGAGUAGUAGCCGCUGCUGAUUGGAUGCUACAGACCAAAACCCCGUCCGUGUGUCAGACGUGUUCUCAUCAUGGUAUUUCUAUGUCGCUCCCUCUUCUUUCAGCAUCUCAUCCUAACAUCUCGUUAGAUUCUUAAAUGCGUCUCCAAGCUCUUUAUAUUCAUUGAGGUAGAGCUCGGAGCUGAGGGGCUGAGCUGUCGACUGCUGGUUGCUGCUCCAGAGGAUUAGCAGAAGCUAAAGAGAUGCAGGUCAGUGACUGCUUCGUGUCCGCUCCCGGGAAGGCGAUCCUGCACGGAGAGCACGCAGUGGUGCACGGGAAGGUGGCUCUCGCUGUCAGUUUGAACCUGAGGACGUUUCUGCGGCUGAAGGUCACCGCUUCUGGCAAAGUUUGCAUCAAUCUCCCAAAUAUUGACACAUUCCUCUGCUGGGACGUCUCUGAGCUGCAGCAGUUUAAACCUUAUUCCUGUGCUAACAGGGAGGAGCUGAAAUGUCUGAAUCCUGAGCUUGUGAGGCGACUACGGGAAUUUGUCGGUGUUACUAAUGGAAAACUGGAUACUUCCAACAUGGCCACCAUAGCCUUCCUCUACAUCUACCUCUCAGUGUUUGGAUCAGGCGAGCUGCCCAGCCUGACGGUGUCUGUGUGGUCGGAGCUGCCGACUGGAGCUGGACUGGGAUCGAGUGCUGCCUUCACAGUGUGUUUAGCUGCAGCUCUGCUCUGUGCAAGUGGAGCCAUUCCCAGUCCGCUCAAAGAGUGGGAUCACACUGCCAGGUGGCGCCAGGAGGAUCUGGAGCUGAUCAACAGCUGGGCUUUCCAAGGAGAAACCAUCAUCCAUGGUAAUCCUUCAGGAGUGGACAACGCUGUAGGAACAUGGGGAGGCAUGCUGAGAUUCUUGGCUGGGAAGAUAAUGCCACUGAGCAGGGUGCCGUUAUUAAGAAUCCUCCUCACUAACACAAAAGUACCACGUAGCACCAAGGUACUUGUUGCCGGGGUGAAGGACAAAAUUAACAAGUUCCCCUCCGUCCUGAAUCCUGUGCUCGACUCAGUUGAUGCCAUUUCCUCCACUUGUGAGAAAGUCCUCUCAGACAUGACGUCCGAGCCAAUCACAGGCGAGCACUACAAUAUCCUGGAGGACCUAAUCGACAUCAACCAGCACCAUCUGAAUGCGAUGGGGGUGGGGCAUCCUGACCUGGACACGCUGUGCCGGGUCACGCUGACCAGAGGGCUCCACAGCAAGUUGACCGGUGCAGGGGGAGGAGGCUGUGGCAUCACACUGCUGAGACCAGAGACGGACUCGGCUGUGGUCCAGGGCACAGUGCAGGACUUAAGAGACUGCGGCUUUGACUGCUGGGAAACCAGUAUUGGCGGGCCCGGUGUCCAGCAGCACUCUCCUUUGUCUGUUAAGGACGAGGUUCUGGAGGUGCUGAACCAGUACUGACAACCAGCUGUUCGUGGAUGAACAGGAGGACACGUGUCUGUUGUCGUUACCUCAGGACCUGGAGCUGAACCCAUCAUUCGAGAGACAUUUCACACUGAGCAGAGCUGGAAAAAGCUGUUAAUUAUAUUAAUUAAUUACAAUAUAGAUUUUCUAAUGUUGUCUUAAGUUUACAAACUAACUACAAAUGAACUGUGUGUGUGUGGUGUUUUUUCGGUGAAGCUUCUUUAUGGAGCGUUAGCUUGUCAACGAGCUCAGGGGUACACGUUUGUGUACUGAGCUCUUCAGCCACUAGAUGGCAUCAGAGCUGCACAAAUGCUUAUAAUGAAAUGAUUCCUGGUAAGAGGCUGUGAUGAAUUUAAUUAAUAUGUAAGUGAAGCUCUGGCAGGAUUCAUUUUUUUAUCUUCAUCCAAAUGUUAAUGCAGCAGGGCCAACUUAUUUUAAUGGAUUAGAUGACCAUCAGCCAUAAAUUACUUACUUCCUGCAUUAUAACACAGUGUUGUUGGUUAACAGCUAUAAUAAAUGAAAGUUCUCAUUUAUAAUUAUCUAGGAUUUGUUUUACAAAAAAUAAAACUGGAGAAAAGGUU
This is a messenger RNA of Pleuronectes platessa (European plaice), 2385 nucleotides long. It is a transcript of the gene mvk, whose product is annotated as mevalonate kinase. Gene Ontology annotation, biological process: cholesterol biosynthetic process; isoprenoid biosynthetic process. The record is from RefSeq and is a predicted model, not a curated record. Bases 608 to 1801 code for a protein of 397 amino acids. NCBI's taxonomy places the organism in Eukaryota, Metazoa, Chordata, Actinopteri, Pleuronectiformes, Pleuronectidae. Gene Ontology annotation, molecular function: ATP binding; mevalonate kinase activity. The transcript has 11 exons. Gene Ontology annotation, cellular component: cytoplasm.